Molecule: messenger RNA, 8271 nt
Organism: Acytostelium subglobosum LB1
Lineage: Eukaryota; Evosea; Eumycetozoa; Acytosteliales; Acytosteliaceae
Exons: 11
Coding region: 1-8271 (2756 amino acids)
Biological process (GO): DNA metabolic process
Molecular function (GO): deoxyribonuclease II activity
Source: RefSeq, a predicted model, not a curated record
AUGGCCAACUACUACCACCAACACAAUAAUGGUUGGCACUUGCUAUCGGGUGGUGGAACAACAACAACAUCAACAUCAACAUCUAAAUCACUCCUACUACUGGUGAUAUUGUUAUUGAGCUGUUGUGCUCUAACCACCCAUGCCCAGGUGAUCAACAGCAUGUCUCCUAGAUUCUCAUAUGUAGGAGGAGGAACUACAUUUCUCAUUGACGGCACAGGAUUUUUAUCUGCACCAAUAGUUCAAGUUACCUCACCUUCUGGCACUGUGGCAGUAUUUGCUUUGACCCUCCACUUUGGUGACCUCUACUCGUAUACUGUACCUCCUGAACCAUCCAACGCCAGCAAGAAGAGACCAUUGAAUAAUGAUAUUCAAUUCGAUGUUAUCUACAAUGGUGGUGCAAUAUUCACCAAUACCUUUGAGUAUCUAACACCCAAGAUCAAAGAUAUAUUGCCAAUGGAUUAUUACCCAAUCACCAACAAUAAGCCUCUAAUCAUUAAUGGUGACCACUUAAGACUGUCGGAUUCGGAUGUUACACCAGUAGUCUCAGUUGGAGGUGUAAAUUGUCAUGUGAUUGACUUUAAACCAAAUGAAAUCAAAUGUACACUUGGAAAUGCACCUGGUGCAGGAGCCGCCCAAGUUCAAGUUACCUUAUACAGUGGACUUACUAUAACCUCACCUGAUCAAUUGACCUUUCACCUGCCUGUGGUCAACAACAUUGUGCCCAGUAGGAUCACAGCAGGACGAACACAGAUCAUUACCCUAAAUGGACUAUAUCUCUAUGACGAUAAGAGUAGACCUGCUUCAGUCAUUACCUUUGGAGGUGAAGACUGUACCAACAUUGUCAUAGUCAGUGACACACAGAUCACGUGUGAGUCACCACUUGUUGACGUGGCCGCAGGCAACUUUGUCAAUGAAGCACUGGCCAUCUCUAUCGGAGCUCAACCCGUACUGUCUGCCAUCAACCUGGAGGUAUAUACCCCACAAAUAUUGACGAUCCUUCCACAGUCUGGUCUUGCAGCUGGUGGUACCACAGUCAGAGUGACUGGAUUGUUCCUCAGGGAGGUCACCGCUGCUACGAUUGGUGGAUCAGCAUGUGUCAUCGUUGUAGCCUCAAUCGCUGACAACCAAUUUGAUUGUGUUACUUCGGCAUACAAUCUUGGAGGUGCCUCCGAGGCAACCUUUAUCUUGGUGGCAACAAUCGAUGGACAAACAUAUGACUCACCAAAUACCGAGCAAUUCACCUACUUUGUUCCCGUUAUCCAAUCAUUGGUGCCCGUCAACACUAUCACCAAGGGUACCUUCCCACUUGAGAUCAAGGGAAAGAACUUCUUUGGUGUAACUGCUAUUCAGGUCGGAACUCAAACCAUCAAUACGUUCAAGAUCACAAGUGAUGAGAACGCACAGUUUAUCGACAUUGAUGCUUCUUUGCUUGCCGUAGGAGACAACAAUGUCAUCGUUCAGAUUGGCACCACUUCAUCCAACACUGCCACCUUUGUCAUUGUUUCACCAUCCCUACAGGCACCUACCCCUGCAGAUGGCUUCAUGCACGUCGUCACACCAAUCUCCAUUCCAUUCACCAACUUCCCAACACCACCCACCGUCAACCCUCUGACCGACUACACCAAGAUCUUCAUCAACGGACUAGAGUGUACAGGCUUGGCAAUGCCAGAUGCCUCUCACUUUUCUUGCAAUGCACCCGUUUCCGCAGCGGCUGGUGCAUUCCCAAUCACGUUCAAGAUCUAUGAGCAGGAUUACGAUCCAGCAAUCACCUUCACCUACUAUGAUCUGACAAUCACUGGUCAAGGACAAACAACUAACAUUCCAGCUGGAGGUGGUGUGCUCACCAUUGAUGGAACACAUCUUGACGUCGUAAACAUUGUGAACAUCAACAACGUUCUCGUAGUUGGUUGCACAUUGACUGCAGCACAGAUCAGCUGUCCAAUCCCACCCAAUGUACCAGGAAACUACCCAGUCACAGUGAUUGCAGCCGGUGUCACCUACCCCACCACUGGAACCAUCAGCUAUGUUGGACCAAAUCUCGACCUUGUCACACCAAGACAGGGUAAUGCCAGGCGAACCGUAGCCAUCACAUGUGUGGGUAAUAGCUUUGGUGCCGUAGCAGCAAGUAUUACUAUCACUGUUGGAGGUGUCAAUUGUCCAGGCGUUGCUGUCCUUCCACAAGUAGCAGGCAAGGACCGUGCCAGUUGUAACCUAGCCCCAGUUGCUAACGGUGCAUAUCCUGUUGUUAUAAGUGUCGUUCCUGGUGGAGGUGGCCCUCCAGUGUCAUCUAUUAACGUAGUGCAAUACACUGGCAAUGGACUCUCUUGUAUGGGACCACCACUUCCCGACCAAUCCAACAGUCCCGUCAAUUGGUGGUUCACCUACAAGAUCCGUCAGACCGAUAACUACCUUUACCUCGACGACACCCGUGAUCAAUUGGUCAGAUUGGAUCGUCUCUCUGAUGUCAACCAAGCACCAUACAGUGCCUUGGCCGCAACAUUUGAUCAAUACCGAGAUUACUUCUACAUGUUCUUCAACGAUCAGAUUGGAUCACGUGACAACGCUGGUAAGAGAUGUAAUAUGGUGAACCCUACACACGGACAUGGUCAUCUCAAAGGAUUCUUAAUCUUUGAACAGGACCCAGUCACUCUACUCUACUCUGGUAUCCACGUGAUGCACUCCAAUCCAGUGUUCCCAGCGAUCAGUGGUGGAGGCUACUACAACAUCAAUCAAGGCAUCAGAUGGUUGGGUGCAGCCGACUACAAUCAACACUUCUUCUGUUACCAAUGGAAUGGACUUGAACAACCAUUCAACUAUCUGAUCCAUAAUGACGCUGUGUUGAUAGAUCAUGCCUACAACAUUCCCAACCUCUUGUUAUGGAACCAGGUCAUGCAGAACACCUAUCCAUUCUUCUACGACUACAUGACACUCUGGGAGCGACUUCCAGCUCGUGUUCCAAAUGGUGGUGCACCAGCUCAGUGCACCCAGGCAUGUUUCUCAGCGGCCUGCCUGGCGGCGAUUGCAGUCAACCCCAAUGUCCAAAACAUCUGUUACUGGCAAUCUGGUGCAUUCAAUGUUGGUGCAAUGACAGCCAACUACUUUAUGAAGACCACAAUUGAUCCAGACAAUGCAGGUUUCCCAGCAGUGGCGGCCAUCCAUCCACCCGCACUCAGUCGCUUCAUUGUGGUGAACGAUCGUCGUAAUACCUAUGACGGUAUUGACAUUUGGACAGUGAUUGCCAACACCUACCAGAGAAUGAUGUUCAUUGAGAUGUUCUAUGCUAUUGGUGCAACUCAAACAAAACCAAACAGUGCUGUCAUCAACGUUGGUUAUCUUCACUUCCCUCCAAACCUCAACGUCCGUGUAUUCGAUAUACCUACGGGCACAUGGAUAUACUCUCAUUAUGAGUACACUGGCAAGAAGAAUGAGCACGCCAAGAUGGGUAUCCCAAUGUACCCUGUAGUUGGUGCCAAUGCUUUGAAUGCCAAUGAGAACAUGUUCUGUGUCGGUGACUCUAACAGACACAAUGGUCAAGGUGCCAGAGGAGGUGGAGCACUAUGCUUCCAAAGCCCAUUGCUAUCAUAUCAAUUCAAUCGCAUGGUUAGAUCAUAUAACUCAAUUGAAGUUGGAACACUGACAGUCCAAAAACCAGCUAUCAAUUCGAUGUACUUCUAUGAGUCUAUCAUCCAGCCUCUAAAGAUUGCAAGGGGUGCAUGGGCCAAUGAUAUCAACUUUGAGAUCAUGGAUGCCAUGAAUGGUGUCGUCACCUCCAAGAAUCCCAAGAUGUUUGGUGUCGUAACAGCAGCCACACUUCCCAAUGCUCAGGAUAUCAACCCAGAGUUUCCUUCACUCAGGACAUCAAUGGCCAACGCAGACAGUGGUACUGGAGCAAUCAACCUUGGUAACAUUGGAGCAGAUCCAAGUAUCAGUGCCUAUGUCUCUGAUGACACGUUUGCCCUGGAGUACAUUGCAGUCGAUGUCACCAUUGCCUCCAUUUGUGACUUUGUUGUUGGAAUGUUCCCUGCCAAUCCAUGCAACGACCAGAAUGCCCGUAGAACUCGAAUGACAGAGGCCUUGCCAUUGCCUCCACCCGUUGUCUUCCCCAAUGCCUACAACCAAGCAUACCUUGCGACAAUGGCUUUGAGAACCUUUGACGUGUUGGCCAUCAAUGACUUCCUGGUGAUUGCCUACACACAAGAAAUGAGGGGUCGCCUCCAUAUGAACCCAGCCACCCUGCCACCAGUCCAAUACAUCAUUGAGCCAGCGCUCCAGGUACCAUCAGUUGAAGGUCGCUUCACCCUCCGAAAGCUUGCCCCAAUCUGUGAAGAAGAGCUAUCCUACGACGUUGUGUUGGGCUUUGCACUCCAACAAUCCAACUAUGCUCCACAGGCCCAACUGAUCUACAACAUUGACAACAAUCUUCCAAACUGGGCCAAUGGUGUUUUAUAUGCCAUUGCCAAGUAUAUCUACAAUCAAAUACCGCCAAUAGCUACCAAGGAUGGAUCCUUGAAUGCCUGCGUGCAACAAUACUUCCCUGCAAUGAACAACAUUGGCACGUACACAGAGGCUAAGCCAGUUGACGUCAAGACACCCACCCAGUGGCAACUGUUCUACAGAACUGCCGCUGCCACUUGGGACAUGAUGAAUCCUUCUAUUGCCAAUGGAAAUGGAGGCAGGACAAACAGACUCAACAAUGCUGACAUUAUCACCUGGCAACAACUUCUUAACAAGGUGAUCACACUUCGUCAGGCAGAUGGAGUGACAUCAUUGGAGCAGCUCAUUAUUUCGUUGAACAAUCCAGCCUUCUUGACCCCAACCAACAAGGAGUCACUCGAGAACAACUACCUGAUCGAGAAGCCAGUAGUGGUAGUUGUCAAGUCCCUCGUGCAUACUCUGUUCAAGUCGGCCAACUCUCUUAAGCAUCAGAGCAUUCCAAAGUUUAAGCUGUCGGCCAGCAUGGCAAUUGAGGAUCAACAACAGCAAUUGGUCAACAACUCAAUCCUGUUGGAUGAGUUUUACAAUGGAUUGACGCCACUGGACAUUGACUCAAUGUACCUUGAGUCACCGAUCCAACAGCUCUUGGCAACCACCUCAAAGGCAUUCAACAACACUCAAGUGACCAUGCUUAGCAAUGCUAAUCUUCACUCAUUGGCACUAGCAAUGAGCAAGUGGACCACCAUCACUGGAGUCAAUCAGGCAAUCCAAGUGCUGUUGACCAAUACUUUGUCAGAGACUCAGAGUCAGCCCAUCGAAUUCAUUUCAGAACUCAACCGUGACCAAGUUGGAGGUCUCAUCGAACUGUGCUACCAGUACAUCGAUGUGGAGAACUCAUUGAUCGCCAUUUGCACUCCAAUGUCAAUGGUCUCUAUGACAUUCUUUAUUGAGAGUGCAAUUGUAUCAGAGGUAACCUCACAGGUUCAGUUUGGUGACUUCAAUGCCUACUUCCUACCCAAGCCACCCAACUACAAUGGUUCAAUCUCCAGUGAAUAUGAUGGCAUGGCCAUUGCCACGAUCAACUCCAAGAUCUGUGACAUCCAAAUGAUGAGCACCAGUGACUUCCAAGCUCAUAAUUUCGAUGGUCUGUGCACUGGCAUUGGCCCUGUCGUGGUCAAUAUCACCAACAUGGCCGGACCCACCGAGAGUGGAUCCACAUCAACAAUCAACGGAUUCAGAUUCAACUCCUCAAUUGACAUCCAAAUUGGAAACUAUCCAAUUGUCAAUCCUCAGUACAUCUCAUCAACCCAGAUCGUCUUCAACACACCUGCCGGAGUUGGAACCAACCUUGACUUUUAUUUCCUCAGCUCAACAACAUUGUUUAAUCUCCAGAGAACCAAGUUCUACUUCUCCUUUGAUGCACCAACCGUCACUGGCGUCUCACCCAGUACCCUUGACAGUCAAGGCAGUACAGUACUCACCUUGACUGGAACCAACUUUGGUACCGAUCCCUACUCUGCCAAGGUCACGGUCGACGAGUCUACACCUUGCUACCCAAUCCUCGGCAUCACAUCCACAAUGUUGGCCUGUUUCUCUCCAUCUGGAAUUGGUCAAGACAAGACAGUGCAGGUUGAAGUGGGAGGACAGACAUCGACAUUCACACUGGAAACAAUCCCACAAGUAUCAUUCGACUAUGAAGCGCCCCAACUAUCCGACUUCAUUCCCCCAGCUGGUGAUCCAGGUGAUAUCAUUGUAAUUCACGGAGAUGGCUUUGGCACAAUGGGCGAUGGAAACGCUCCACCCAUGGUGUUCCUAGGAGACGAAUUGCUACAAGUGGUAGAGUACAGCAACACCUAUAUCAAGGUACUAUUGGAUGAAGGUGUCGGCAGUAACCAGAGCAUCACGAUUCAAGCCGGAGACCAAACAUCGCCAUUCUACACCGAGUUUGGUUAUCUGCCACCGGUGAUCUCAUCUGUGAUCCAAUCCAAUCCUCUGUCCACAUCAGGAGGAUCACUUCAAAUCAAUGGUGAAGGAUGGGGACUGUCACCAACAGAGAUCGACUAUGUCUAUGCUGGACCCAAUCAACUCUACUAUUGUAGUCCAUUUGAAACAUUCAUCGAGUGUUUUGUUCCACCAGGAAUUGGUGCACAUCUAGUGAUCAAUGCCUCAGUGGGCGGCCAAGCAGCAAUUGAUCAAGCGCCAAUCAACUACAUAUCCUACACACCUCCAUCGAUCUCUUCAUACAAAUUGGUCACUGUAGGUGGUACCAACGUUAUCCAGAUCAGUGGUACCAACUUUGUGCCUGUCGGUGUCAACUGGACCCCUGAUACAUCGUACAUAAGCAUCAACUAUGUUGACAAUAGCAACGUUCAGUGUCUUGGAUUCAUCAAUCAUACAUUUGCCCAAUGUAAUGUCACCAACAAUAUUGCAUGGAUGGUAAUGUCUGUUGGUGGUCAGCUAUCGCAAGAGAUCUACAUCACACCCAACCAGGUCAAUCUCCAACUCUUUGUAUUCAAUGACACUAGCAACAAUGGACUAUACACACCAGGCAGUGAGAACCCCAUCAGCGGUGUGUCGAUCAAUCUCACCGACUCGACUGGUCAUGUCACGACCUACACCACUGACACCACUGGUUACAUCAACAUCAUGAUCAAUCAGAAUGAGUACACCAUUGUUGUUGUUGGAGGCCUCAACCAAAGUAUGAACUUUGCCUCAAUCAACAACAUCGUCGUUGAUCUCACCCAAUCAAAGAACAUCAGCAUCCCUGUUGGAAGCACUUCCAUCUAUGGCUGUAUAGGAACACUGACCGCAAGCAAGGCAACAAUGACGGUGAGAUGGGGAACUACACAAAUCUCCAAUUGGGGAUUCUGUCAACCAAAUAACCAAACUGCUUGUCAGUACAUGGUUAUAAGUGAAAGUUUCCCAUUAGGAUGUGUUCCAUUGUUUGGACUCACAGAGGUUAAUGUUAGAUACAGUACAACAUUGACACUCUAUGCCUACAUGGACAACAACGUCACAGGACAGUACACUGGCAUUGCACCACCCCAAACAGACUACAACUUUAUGUACACUUUCUACUUUAAUGGCCGUGGCUGGUCUAUGAGCAACACACCCUACCCCAAUGGAAUCUACUCGGCCAUCAAUGUUCCACCAGGUGAUGUGACGGUUACGUUCUGGUCUCAAAGCGCAUCACUCAUACCAAUUAUGAAUAGGGCUACAUUCAACCUGCCAGCCAGCAAGGAGACCACCAUCCACAAUGUCUACUAUGGAUUCUACAAUGCCACUUCACCAUACAAUGGAAACCUCUACCCAGCAUCUACGUUCUCCAAUCAGGACUAUUCAAAUGGUGCCCAAAUGAGCUUGCCACUGGGCAAGUACGACACAUCGUUCCUGUCCACCUACAACUUUGUCAACAGUACCAGGUCGUACUGGGCUAGCAGCGCCUACUACAAUGUCUACCUUUAUUCCAAUUCAACCUACAGUGUGAUCACUGGAAUCCCAACCAAUGGUGGAUACAAUCUGGUAAACAACAGUGAUCCAGCUGUUGGUGCACAGUUUGAAAUCUCCUCCUCCACAUUGUUCAGCUUCCUCAACUCCACUGGACCACUUUCUGCAAGUGGACAGAACGUCACCUUCCCAACGCCAUACGUAUAUGAACAACCGGUCUACUCAAUUGAUGUCUCUGGAGUGAUACAGGUUAUUCCAUGUAUCACUGGCUCAACACAAUGGACGUCAUGCCAGUUCCCUGCCAACAGUGCUGGUAUCCACACCAUCUAUCUAACAUGGAGAGGACAGAGUCUAUACCAAACUUACAACGUUUGGUAUGCCUCAUCAUGA